AUCUUGUUCAUGCGCUGUGCGAGAUAGUUCGAGAAAAUCGUAGAAGAGUCACCUUGGUAUAUAAGCUACAUCGUGGCGACGCAGUGAAUUUUCGCAUCAAUUUAUUAAGAUGAGUCUAGCCAUUAUUUCAAGAGUUUGUCCCAGGGUCAGCCGAGGUGUCCAGGCUUUGGCCUGUAGAGGAUUUGCUGACCGAAAUAUCCCAGUUCACCAACACAGUGCUAAGGACCACCAGCGCACAGCCCUAGAACCAUGGAACGAUUUUGUCCUGCCAUCCAGAAUUUUACCCGAGUCCUUCGCUAAUCGUUUCCGAGAUGUAGAGAAGAUGAUGCGAGACAUGGAGAAUUAUCUGGAACAUAAAUAUUUGUCUUUCCCAGCAAGAGGAGAGGAAUCAAAGGUUGAAAUCAGUGAUAAAAAACUCAAGAUAAAGUUGAAUGUUCAUCAAUUCAAACCCGAAGAAAUAAACGUGAAAAUCCAGGACAACAAAUUGACCAUUACUGGAAAGCAUGAGAAGAAGUCGGAGGAGGGACACAGUUAUUUCGCUCAGGAGUUCACACAACAAUACACCAUACCACAGGGAAUUGACUCAGACAGUAUCAUCUCAACUUUCUCUGAUGAGGGUGUGCUGGUGAUCCAAGGAAAAGUGAAGGGAGGCGGAUCACAAGAAAUUCCCAUUGACAGGAAGUAAACCGUAGAUUGGGAAAAGGACAAAAUCUCUACGCAGUGAUAGGAUGCAAAACAUUAUGACCAAGGGACUAUUUUUUCACGAUCCCUCCAGGCAAAUAGCUGGACCAGGUUAAAAAUUUUAACAAGUGUUGCGCUGUAUAUUUUGUUUUGUGAUAAACUUUCAAUAAAAUUGAAAGUAGUGAUGUAAAUUUUGUUUACUGAUUUAGUUU
Messenger RNA from Saccostrea cuccullata (small rock oyster), 893 nucleotides. RefSeq names its product alpha-crystallin B chain-like. Gene Ontology annotation, cellular component: cytoplasm; nucleus. Gene Ontology annotation, biological process: protein refolding; response to heat. The transcript is spliced from 3 exons. NCBI's taxonomy places the organism in Eukaryota, Metazoa, Mollusca, Bivalvia, Ostreida, Ostreidae. The record is from RefSeq and is a predicted model, not a curated record. Bases 110 to 685 code for a protein of 191 amino acids.